AUGGCUGUGAAUCUCCCUGGUCUGCUAUCAGUGGUGGUGUUUUACCUCAUCAUUCUGGUGACGGGAAUCUGGGCCUCCAAGAAGUCCAAGAGAGAGGAAAGGAAGUGCACAGGGAAAGAAAGCGAGAUUGCCAUGGUGGGGGGACGGAACCUCAACAUCUGGGUCAGCAUCUUCACCACCACUGCUACAUGGGUGGGAGGGGGUUUCAUCUUGGGAAAUGCAGAGGUCGUAUACAUGCCCAACAAAGGCCUGGCCUGGGCUAUUGGCCCCAUCGGCUACUCUCUCAACCUUGUGAUAGGUGGCCUUUUCUUCGUCAAACCCAUGAGAGGGAAGAAUCGCGUGACCAUUAUGGACCCAUUUCAAGAGAAAUAUGGGGACACUCUGACGAGCGUUCUCUUCAUUCCCUCUGUUCUGGCAGACAUAUUCUGGGUGGCAUGUGUUCUGGCUGCCCUAGGGGGGACAAUGAGUGUGAUUCUGGACAUCCCAUCACAUCUCGCUGUGGUCAUCUCUGCUGCUGUGGCAAUACUGUACACCCUGCUGGGGGGCCUGUACUCGGUGGCAUACACAGAUGUGAUCCAGCUUAUCUUCAUGCUUUUGAGUUUGUGGUUGUGUGUGCCCUUCAUACUUAAGAGUCCUGCCUCAGCAGACAUAACCUACACAGCAGUGAAUGAGCUCUAUCAGGCCCCCUGGCUGGGCAGGCUGGACCUGCAGGAUGUGGGCAGGUGGCUGGAUGAUCUCCUGCUUGUGACCCUGAGUGGAACAUGCUAUCAGGCCUUCUACCAGAGGAUCCUAGCAACAGCCACCGAUAUGCAGGCCCAGAUCACCUGCUAUGCCAGCGCGGUCGUCUGCUUCAUUCUGGCCAUCCCUCCACUUGUCAUAGGUGCUGUGGCUGCCUCCACAGAUUGGAACCAGACCAGCUUUGGUCUGCCCACACCCUAUGAGCAGGACAAAGCUGGCAUGAUCCUGCCCAUCAGCCUGCAGUACCUCUGCCCUGUCUACAUCUCUGUUGCGGGGAUUGGGGCCAUCGCCGCUGCUGUGAUGUCCUCCAUUGACUCCGCCCUGCUGUCCUCCGCCUCACUCUUUGCACGCAACAUCUACAAAAACAUCUUCAGGAAAAAAGCGUCUGAAAGGGAGAUCCUGUGUGUGGUCAAGGUGUCCAUCCUGCUGUUUGGCUGCACAGGGAUGGGCCUGGCCAUGAGCACCUCCUCGGUGUACGUUUUCUGGAUCCUCAGCGGGGACAUGAUGUACUCCGUGGUCUUCGCACAGCUGCUCUGCGUCUUCUUCCUGUCAGGCAGCUCGAACGGGUACGGGGCCAUGGCGGGCUUCGGGGUAGGGCUGCUGCUUCGUGCCCUGGCGGGCGAACCCCUGCUGGGCAUCCCCCCGGUCGUCCACCUCCCCGGCUGCCGGGUAGAGGAGGGCGUCUACGUACAGGCCUUCCCCUUCCGGACCGUCACCAUGCUCGUCUCCCUCGUCGUCAUCCUGCUCGUGUCGUGCCUCUCCUCCUUCCUCUUCAAAAGGGGACUGCUGCCCAAGCGCUGGGACGUCUUCCGCAUCCAGAAGCAGGAGGCCAUCACUCUGAGGGACGUGACACUGAAAGAGCUGACUGAGGAGAGCAACAUGAACACUGCCCCCUCUGCAUCCCCCAGCACCAGCAAAGAGAAUGUACACGUGUCAUAGCAUAGCGUACCACCCAGACAGACAGAGACUCCUGGCGCCACACCUAAUCCAUUGCUUCACAAUUAUCAUUGCUAAACAAAACACGCACUCACACAUGCACGCACACACACACACA
Molecule: messenger RNA, 1792 nt
Organism: Megalops cyprinoides (Indo-Pacific tarpon)
Lineage: Eukaryota; Metazoa; Chordata; Actinopteri; Elopiformes; Megalopidae
Product: high affinity choline transporter 1-like
Exons: 8
Coding region: 1-1677 (558 amino acids)
Biological process (GO): transmembrane transport; acetylcholine biosynthetic process; choline transport
Cellular component (GO): plasma membrane
Molecular function (GO): choline:sodium symporter activity
Source: RefSeq, a predicted model, not a curated record